GUAAUUUUAAGCAGAACCAGUUCAGCUGUGAAAUAAUCAUUAUUUACUAAUAACUGUGUCAUACUUGUGGAAUUAACUAUGAAAAACUGUGACAAAAGAGUUACCUCUACAGUUUACAAUUUCAGCAAAAUUGGCUUUGCUCCUAAUGUGUGUUUUCUUAGCAGGAAUCUUGUCAGUGAACAGGAUCCACCCUAAAGGUCUACAUUGACAUAUAGCCUAAUAACUGGGAUAGGCACAGGCAAGGAAAAUGUGCCCAGAGCCUGGGUGUUAAACAAAAUCAGGCAGGCACAAGAAAAUUCAACAAGACGUUUGGAGAAGUUUCAGUACAUGUGUAGUAUGUAUCCAUGGGCUCCUAUUAAGUUUUGGUGUGACAGAAAAACUUUUACAACUGUAUGUAAUAUCUGUAUGAAUAUUUGUAUUUUAUAGUUUAGUUUGGGAGACAGACAUAACACAUUAAGUUUAGUUUCUUUUCCCACACACGCUCAAGUGUUCAUGCUGUUGGGUCUACUUACCUGUUUGUCAUGACAAGCUGUGGUCCUCCUCGCGGCUCAGGCGCGCCAGCCCGGUGCGCUCUCCUGUCCGCAUCACGCGGCGCUAUAAAAGAGCUCGCGGCGCAGCGGGAGGCGCAGUGCAGCGCAGUGUUGGCGGAGACUCGUUGCCCGUCCGGUCGACACCGCAGGACAGCAGGCUGGUUUUGCUGAAGCCGUUUGACUUUCAACUCCUAUCAAAAACCCACUGCCCACCAAGCAUCUGCAGCAACAUGAGAGAGUGCAUCUCCAUCCACGUAGGCCAGGCAGGUGUGCAGACGGGAAACGCCUGCUGGGAGCUCUUCUGUCUGGAGCAUGGCAUCGGGCCUGAUGGCGUGUUUCUGGAAGGUCCUGUAGAACCAAACUCUCGUGAGGAUCCGUUCAACACUUUUUUCAACACUGGAAGCUCUGGGCGUCAUGUUCCAAGAGCUAUAUAUGUAGACCUGGAGCCUACAGUGGUCGAUGAGGUCAGGGUUGGAAAAUACAGGGAGCUCUUCCACCCUGAGCAGCUAAUCUCUGGAAAGGAGGAUGCAGCCAACAACUAUGCCCGUGGCCAUUACACUGUUGGGAAAGAAAUCAUUGACGGGGUCUUGGAGCGUGUCCGUAAAAUGACUGACCAGUGCACAGGUCUGCAAGGAUUCCUUGUCUUUCACAGUUUUGGAGGGGGGACAGGCUCUGGCUUCACCUCUCUGCUGAUGGAGCGCCUGUCUGUCGACUACGGCAAGAAAUCCAAGCUGGAGUUCGCUGUCUAUCCGGCUCCCCAGGUGUCCACUGCUGUGGUGGAGCCCUACAACUCCAUCCUGACCACCCACACCACCCUGGAGCACUCUGACUGCGCCUUCAUGGUGGACAACGAGGCUAUCUAUGACAUCUGCCGCCGUAACAUGGACAUUGAGAGUCCUAGUUACACCAACCUCAACAGACUGAUUGGUCAAAUUGUCUCCUCAAUCACUGCCUCCCUUCGUUUCGAUGGCGCCCUCAAUGUCGAUUUGAUGGAGUUCCAGACCAACUUGGUCCCAUUUCCGCGGAUCCAUUUCCCGCUUGUUACCUACUCGCCCAUCAUCUCUGCUGAGAAGGCUUACCAUGAGCAGCUGACUGUCGCUGAGAUCACGAGCGCUUGCUUUGAGCCAACCAAUCAGAUGGUAAAGUGUGAUCCUCGUCACGGCAAGUACAUGGCUUGCUGUGUGCUCUACCGAGGUGAUGUUGUCCCUAAGGAUGUAAAUGCAGCUAUUGCAAAUAUAAAGACCAGGCGCUCCAUUCAGUUUGUUGACUGGUGCCCCACUGGGUUUAAGGUAGGCAUUAAUUACCAGCCUCCGACUGCAGUUCCCGGCGGUGACCUGGCCAAAGUCCAGAGGGCUGUGUGCAUGCUGAGCAACACCACUGCCAUUGCUGAGGCCUGGGCUCGCCUUGACCACAAGUUUGAUCUGAUGUACGCGAAGCGUGCUUUUGUUCACUGGUAUGUGGGUGAAGGCAUGGAGGAGGGAGAGUUUGCCGAGGCCAGAGAGGACCUGGCAUGUCUUGAAAAGGAUUACGAGGAGCUGGGUCAAAUGAGCCCCGAAUCUGAGGAUGAUGAAGCGGGCCAAGAAUACUGAAUUCUAAAUCCCAGGGGCUGUGUUAGCUACACUGCCGUUAUCUUAUCCUGCAUUAACGGCUAUUUCCUAAAUAUAUUGUGUAUCUUUUAACCUUGAGAAAAUCACUUUGAGUAUCUCUCUCAUUACAUUGCUUGUAUCACAUUAAUUUUGAAUUUUAAUUUGAAUUAUGUGCUGCUGAAUAAAACUUUU
Messenger RNA from Myripristis murdjan (pinecone soldierfish), 2308 nucleotides. RefSeq names its product tubulin alpha 5 (gene tuba5). Gene Ontology annotation, molecular function: structural constituent of cytoskeleton; GTP binding. The coding region runs from base 761 to 2119 and encodes 452 amino acids. Gene Ontology annotation, biological process: microtubule-based process. The record is from RefSeq and is a predicted model, not a curated record. Gene Ontology annotation, cellular component: microtubule. Lineage: Eukaryota; Metazoa; Chordata; Actinopteri; Holocentriformes; Holocentridae. The transcript has 5 exons.